AUGAGAUAUAGUUUAAGAAGUUCAGUUGCCAAAGGAUAUGGAACUCCUUCAUUCAGCUUAGGAAUCUCUUCUCAAGAAACUGAUUCUCAGGAGAAGUCCCCUGGCAUUGCACCUACUGAUGAACCUGUAGUUGCUCCUGUCAGUGCACAAGUUGGUGCUUCUAAAUCAGCUGUUGCUGCUGUUGCUGAUGCUGCUGAUGCUGUGAAUGCUCAAGAAGAUCCAAUUGCGCUUAAGAGAAAAGGAGAUGCUGAAAAUGAGAGUUGUAUUCCAAAGAAGCGUAAAGUGCAACCAUCGUUGCAGAUAAGAUCUCUUUUUAAGUCUCGGAUUAUCAACAUAUAUACACCAUUAACAGCAGUUCAGAAAGGUGUUAUGGAUUCAUUUUUUCAUGAGAAGAAAAAUCGUUUUGAUGCAGGGUUUUUAUGCGAGGGUGAGCCUGAUAGUGAAGUAAUGCUAUUUCAACUUGAAAUGCUAAAAACUCAGAGAAAAAUUCAUGGCGAUAUCAUUAAUGCAUGGUCUACUGUUUUAAAUUAUAAUGAGCAAUAUAGAGAUAUCAAUUCUAGUGGACGUUUCUUUUUCGGUCUUAAUGCAGUUGAUUGCCUUUUUCAAUACGAAAGUGAUCGUGCUCAAGAAAGGAAUAAAAUGUUUUGUGAGGUUGUGGAGUUGGAUUUCAGCAAAACAAUCAUCCCAAAGAAAGAUAUUGAGCUUUUCUUUUUCCCAGUAUUUGAAAAAGAUCAUUAUUAUCUGGUAUGUUUUAACACCACCACAGACCGUGGUACAAUUGAGGUUAUUGAUUACAGUGAUGGUCCUAGAGAAAAUAAGAAAUUGCUUAAAAAUCUGAGAAGUGCAUUUUCAUAUUUCAUGGAUGGUGAAGGAAGUAUACAAAGUGUUGUUUUGUCAAAACAGAUCAAGUCUAUGGAGUCUGUACUGAUUGAUUUAUCCUGGAAGUCUUCAAAUGAUCAUCAUUUGUAUUGUGGUGUUGCAAUGAUGAGGCAUAUGGAAACAUAUAUGGGUUUGCAAAAGUGGAAUUCAGGUUUAAAGAAAAAUAAUUUAAGUCUUUCACAUUUCAUGCUUGUUGUUGCAACUUACAGGCUAUGUUCCUCUCAUAUGAGUAUUAAAUGUGUUGGAGAGCACUUAAUUGCUGCAAAUCCUGUUGGACAUAAUUAUUGAAAAACUUCGUUUGAAGUAUACCUUCUCAAUUAUUUCAAGUGAAGUAAAUACUGUUAAACCUGCUAAACAAGUUGUCCAAAAGAAAAAAAAAGGCUGAGGAACCAAGUGAUGCUGAUGAAAGCUAGGGGCAGCAAUCCAAGAGCAAUCAACGGAGAGAGUUAAAGACUGAAGUUGAUCAAUUGUUAUGAUGUUCUUAGGAUUUGUAUAGUUUUUGUAUAGAACAAUAGAAGUGUUAGUUUUAUGAUGUUUUAAUAGGACAAAUGUGACAAAUGUUCUUAGUUGAUCAAAUGUUUUUAUGAUGUUGUUAGGAUUUUCUAAGUAUAACUUUUGCUAUGUCAAUGUAAUGGAUAUCAUUUUCUAUCUUAUUAA
Messenger RNA from Chenopodium quinoa (quinoa), 1536 nucleotides. RefSeq lists its product as uncharacterized. The coding region runs from base 1 to 1167 and encodes 388 amino acids. The record is from RefSeq and is a predicted model, not a curated record. Lineage: Eukaryota; Viridiplantae; Streptophyta; Magnoliopsida; Caryophyllales; Amaranthaceae. The transcript has 5 exons.